AAAUCGCCCUCCAGCUGUUCACUCUUCCUAACACAGCUGCUGCCCAGUGGAGGCUGAGCAAAACAGAGAAGGCAGCACGGGAAUACAUCGGGGACGAAGAACAUUUGUCAAGCCUCCACUACACUGCCUUCUUCUUCGCUCCAACAAGUUUAACAGAAAUAGUGGAAUAGAGUGUAUUCAAGCAACUAAAGUCACCGAUAAGGAAAAUGGCUAGGGGUCCUGUGACGGGGCUGCUGGUCGCGCUGUGCAUAGGCACAGCGGUCCAUUGUCUGCCCAAGACUUCGGAAAGAGCCAAACGAACGGUCCAGCAACAAGUUAUUCCCGAAAUGGAUGACCCUGAGGCCGUUCCCUACCCCUCAACCGGAUGCACGGAUAGCGGUCGUAUGUUUAGAAUAAACAACCAGUGGGAGCGGACAUAUCUGGGCAGCACACUGCUCUGCACUUGUGAGGGUGACGCAGGAAUUAAAUGCGUAACGAAGCCCGCAGCUGAAGAGACUUGCUACGACAAAAUUAACCUGCGGACGUACAGAGUCGGAGAGACAUACGACCGUCCCAAGGAUGGCAUGAUCUGGGACUGCACAUGCAUUGGCUCCGGAAAAGGCAAAAUCAGCUGCACCAUCGCCAACCGCUGCCACGAGGGAGGGAACUCCUACAAGAUUGGGGAUACUUGGAGAAGGCCCCACGACACUGGAAACUACAUGUUAGAGUGUGUUUGCUUGGGCAAUGGAAAGGGAGAGUGGACCUGCAAACCCGUGGCGGAGCGUUGCUAUGACAAUGCUGCAGGAUCCUCAUAUGUGGUCGGGGAGACUUGGGAGAAACCUUACCAGGGCUGGAUGAUUGUGGACUGCACUUGCCUUGGAGAGGGCAAUGGUCGCAUCACCUGCACUUCCAGAAACCGUUGCAAUGACCAGGACACAAAAACCUCCUAUCGCAUUGGAGACACCUGGACCAAGACUGAUGCUCGUGACCAAACCCUGCAGUGUCUGUGCACUGGAAAUGGCCGAGGAGAGUGGAAGUGUGAGAGACAUACUUCCAGUCACGCUACAGGGACAGGUGUGAGCACCCAGGUGAGGCCGGCGCUGCACCAGCCCAACGCCCUGCCCGAGCCUCCCGCCGAGGGCACGUGCACCUCCGUCUCGGGGGUCACCUACCACGUGGGCAUGCGCUGGAUCAGGACCCAGGGGAGCAAGCAGAUGUUGUGCACCUGCCUGGGCAAUGGAGUCAGCUGUGAGGAGUGGGAGGGCCAGUCUCUUGUGUAUGGUGGGAACUCGGACGGCAAGCCAUGCGCCUUCCCCUUCGUGUACAGCGGUAAAACCUACUACUCUUGCACCUCUGAGGGGCGCUCUGAUGGGCAGCUGUGGUGCGGCACCUCCUCCAACUACGACGCUGACCAGCAGUACUCCUUCUGUACUGAAAAGACUGCUCUGGUGACGACCCGCGGCGGUAACUCCAACGGUGCUCUUUGCCAGUUCCCCUUCAUCUACAACGGCCGCAACUACUCCGACUGUACAUCCGAUGGUCGCCGCGACAACAUGAAGUGGUGCGGCACCACUUACAAUUACGACGAAGAGCAGCAAUUUGGGUUCUGCCCUAUGGCUGCCCAUGAGGAGGUGUGCACCACCAACGACGGCAUCAUGUACCGGUUGGGCGACGAGUGGGACAAGCGCCACGACGUCCUGGGUCACAUGAUGCGCUGUACGUGUAUGGGCAACGGCCGCGGUGAAUGGAGCUGCACUGCCGUCUCUCAGCUCAAAGACCAGUGCGUUGUUGAUGGCCUGACCUAUGAUGUGAACCAGCUGUUCAGCAAGCGACACAAUGAGGGUUACAUGAUGAACUGCACCUGCUUUGGCCAGGGGAGAGGCCGCUGGAAGUGCGAUGCCAUUGACCAGUGUCAGGAGCCUGAGACCAAAGCAUUCUACCAGAUUGGAGAGUCCUGGGAUAAAGUCAUCCACGGAGCCCGCUACAGGUGCUACUGCCAAGGCAACGGCAUCGGAGAGCACGCGUGUGAACCUCUGCAGGCCGGUGUCCAAGGUCCAGUGAGGGUGAUCAUCACAGAGGGGAGCACCCAGCCCGACUCCCACCCCAUCCAGUGGAACCCACCCGCCUCAGCCCACAUCAUCCACUACGUCCUCAAGUGGAGAGUGAAAAACACUCACAGACCCUGGAGGGAGGCUAAGAUCCCUGGACACUUGAACUCUUACACCAUCUCUGGCCUGAAGCCUGGCCUCACCUACGAGGGCCAGCUCAUCAGCAUCCUGAGGCAGGGGAGCCGGGAGGUCACCCGCUUUGACUUCACCACCACCUACGGGACCUUGAACACGGCUGAGGGAGAGACCAGACAGACCUCUCCAGAUGUGGUGGAUAUCUCUGAGUCUGUGACGGAGAUCACCUCCAACAGCUUCGUCAUCUCCUGGGUGUCUGCCUCCGACACCAUCUCUGGCUUCAGGGUGGAGUACGAGCUCACAGAGAACGGAGUACCCAUGACUCUCGAGCUUCCCAACACCCAGAAGUCCGUAACCAUCUCCGAACUGCUGCCUGGUCGUCGCUAUAACGUGCGCGUGCACGAGGUCUCACCUGCGGGCGAGGACACCCUCAUCCUCACCACGACACAGACCACCGCUCCUGAUGCUCCAGCAGAGCACAACAUCAAUGAAAUUGGAGAGAGCGCCAUCAUCAUCAGCUGGACCAAGCCCCAAGCUCCUAUCACUGGUUACCGUGUGGUGUACACACCAUCCAUUGAAGGCAGCAGCACUGAGCUCAACCUUCCUGACACUGCUACCCAGGUAACCCUGGGCGACCUUCUACCCGGUAUACUGUACAAUAUCAGCAUCUUUUCUGUCGAGGACGACAUGGAGAGCGAGCCUGUGUUCGUGCAGGUGACCACCGCUGGAGAGUCCACAUCUGAGGAAGUGCAGGCUCCCACGGACCUCCAGUUCUACGAGGUGUCUGACGUGAAAAUCACCAUCACCUGGACGGGUCCCCCGAGUGAGGUGUCCGGCUACCGUGUGGCCUUCACCCCUGUCAUCCCCGGCGGCCCUACCCAGAGGCCUUUGCAGUUGCCCGUUACCCAUAAUGCCUAUGCUGAGAUCACUCAUCUCCAGCCUGGCACCCUCUACCGCUUCUUCAUCUACACCAACAAUGGAGGAGUGGAGAGCCAGCCACUGGUUGGAGAGCAGUCAACAAAGCCUGACGCCCCCGGCCACCUGCGCUUUGAUGACAUCACCGAGGACAGCGCCCUGCUGAUCUGGUCGGCCCCACGGGCCUCCGUGACAGGCUACCGCCUCUUCGUGACCGUGGAGGGCUCCAACCCCAAGCAGCAGCGCAUCCCCGGGGACGUGACCCAGUACAGGCUCCCCAACCUGCAGCCCGACACCGACUACACCAUCAGGCUGCACUCGGAGCAGGGCAACACCCUCAGCGAGGGCGUGGAUGGCAUCUUCACCACCUCUCAAGCCAUGGGCCAAUCACCACGCUUCACCACUGAUGUCACCGACACCUCCAUCAUCAUCUCUUGGACUCCUGUACCCCGCUUUAGUUACAGGAUGUCAGUGAAGCCGAGCCAGGGCGGAGAGGCUCCCAGAGAUGUGACCUCUGACCUCGGCAGCAUCAUCAUCUCUGGCCUGACCCCAGGGACCGAGUACAUCACCAGCGUCCAGCCUAUUGUCAACGGACGCAAGCAAGGACCCCCCAUCACCAGUAGAGUCACCACCCCUCUGUCUCCACCAACUGACCUCAACCUGGUUUCAAACCCAGACAAUGGUGACCUCACUGUGAAGUGGGUCGCCUCCAGUACACCUGACAUCACCGGUUAUAGAGUGACAUGCAACCCGACCAAUGGGCAGCGUGGGAACACUCUGGAGGAGAACGUGAGGCCCGACCAGACCGACUGCACCCUCGAGAACCUGAGCCCAGGGGUGGAGUACAAUGUCAGCGUCUUCACCGUCAAAGACCAGAUGGAGAGCGAGCCCGUCUCUACCACUGUAACCCAAGACGUCCCCCGGCUAAGCGGCGUUUCCUUCGUCAAUGUCACCGACACCACUAUUGGCCUGAGGUGGAUUCCUCUAAACCUGCCCACCGUAACGGGCUAUCACGUUAUGGUGACGGCUGCUGGCGAGAGCGUGCCCCUUCUUGAGGACAUGCUCGAGACGACCGCCGACUAUUACACGGUGCGCGGGCUGGAACCAGGCAUCGACUAUGACAUCAGCAUUACCGCGGUUACGGAGGGAGGAGAGGGCGAACCGGCAACCGUCACACAGCAGACAAGGCCCAGAGCUGUUGUCCCUUCACCCACAAACCUGCAUUUUGAUGAGGUUGGAUCAGAUACCAUGCGAGUAUCCUGGACCAUGUCUCGAACCACGGAGAUCUCUCGCUUUCUCAUCCGCUACCAGCCCAUGGAAGACAGUAACGUCCAGGAGAUCAAUGUGGGGAAGACUACUGACUCUACUGUCCUGCAGAACCUGCAGCCAAACACUGAAUACCAGGUCAGCGUGGUGUCUGUGUAUGAAGACCAUGAGAGUCAACCUAUCACUGGGACUCAGAGAACAACUUUCGACUCCCCCACUGACCUCACCUUCUCCGAGAUUUCCUCCAACUCCUUCACCGUCCGCUGGGUGGCACCUCUUGCCCGCAUCAACGGCUACCGCCUGCGCUACCAGCCAGUCAGUGGAGGCCGUCCCAAGGAUGAGCGCCUGCCCCCCACCCGGAACCAGUUCACCCUUACCAACCUGCUGCCCGAGACCGAGUACGACAUCUACAUCUUCGCCAUCAGUGGCCGUGACGAGAGCCAACCCCUGGAAGGACGCCAGACCACCGUCACCGAGGCCCCAACUGGUCUGGAGGUGACCGACUCCACUCCCUCCACCCUCACCAUCAGCUGGAACCAUCCCCCAGUGACUGUGCGUUACUACAGAAUCACGCACGGAGAAUCAGGUGAACAACCCACAAAGGAAUUCACAGUCCCCGGGACUCGGUCCACGGCCACCAUUGAGAACCUCCAGCCCGACACGGAGUACACCAUCACUGUCUACGCCGUCACGGGCAGAGGGGACAGCCCUGCCUCCAGCACCCCCAUCUAUGUCACCCAUAGGACCAACACUAUUGGGGGGCGCCCCUACAUUCCAUCUCCCUCUUCCAUGGACGUGACGGAAGUGCAGGACAAUGCCAUCACUGUGCGCUGGAGCCCCGCCAAAGGCCCCAUCACUGGCUACAGGGUCACCGGUGCUCCCAAGGACGGGGACGGACCCACCUUCUCUGAGGUUGUCGGGCCUGAGAAGACUGAGAUGACUCUUACAGGCCUGUCACCCACUGUAGAGUAUGUUGUUAGUGUGUUCGCCAUCGGCAAGGCCGGAGAGAGCCCCCCAGUGGUGGAAAACGCCAUUACAGGAGGCAGUGGUGGCCACCCCACCGACCACCCUACCGACCUCUCCUUCACUGACGUGGAGACGUCCUCUCUCCGUGUCACCUGGGAUGCUCCCCUAGACCGUGUGACCUACUACAGGGUUUUGUACACCAGUCCAGAGGAGGGCGAGCGUGAGCUGUACCCAGCACCUCGUGGCACCGACACCAGCGCUGUGAUCCCUGGCCUUCGCCCCAACACUGAGUACACCAUCCAGGUCAUCCCCGUGCAGGGACGUUCACCCUUGACCACACUGCUAGGCAAGCAGGCCACCAAAGGCCCAACAGCCGGCAGAGUUGACCGCCCUACCGACCUCUCCUUCACUGACGUGGAUACGACCUCUCUCCGUGUCACCUGGGACGCUCCCACAAACCGUGUGACCAACUACAGGGUUUUGUACACCAGUCCAGUGGAGGGUGAACGUGAGCUGUACCCAGCACCUCGUGGCUCCGACACCAGCGUUGUGAUACCUCGCCUCCGCCCCAACACUGAGUACACCAUCCAGGUCAUUCCUAUGCAGGGACGUACACCCCUACCAACACUGGUGGGAAAGCAAGCCACAAGAGGCCCCACAGCCGGCAGUGGUGAGCACCCUACCGACCUCUCCUUCACUGACGUGGAAACGAGCUCUAUUAGUUUCACCUGGGACGCUCCCACAGACCGUGUGACCAACUACAGGGUUUUGUACACCAGUCCAGUGGAGGGCGAACGUGAGCUGUACCCAGCACCUCGUGGCUCCGACACCAGCGCUGUGAUCCCUGGCCUUCGCCCCAACACUGAGUACACCAUCCAGGUCAUCCCCGUACAGGGACGUACACCCCUACCAACACUGGUUGGAAAGCAAGCCACAAAAGGUCCCCUAGCCGGCAGAGUUGACCGCCCUACCGACCUCUCCUUCACUGACGUGGAUACGAGCUCUAUUAGUUUCACCUGGGAUGCUCCCACAAACCGUGUGACCAACUACAGGGUUUUGUACACCAGUCCAGAGGAGGGUGAACGUGAGCUGUACCCAGCACCUCGUGGCACCGACACCAGCGCUGUGAUCCCUGGCCUUCGCCCCAACACUGAGUACACCAUCCAGGUCAUUCCUAUGCAGGGACGUACACCCCUACCAACACUGGUGGGAAAGCAAGCCACAAGAGGCCCCACAGCCGGCAGUGGUGAGCACCCUACCGACCUCUCCUUCACUGACGUGGAAACGAGCUCUAUUAGUUUCACCUGGGACGCUCCCACAGACCGUGUGACCAACUACAGGGUUUUGUACACCAGUCCAGUGGAGGGCGAACGUGAGCUGUACCCAGCACCUCGUGGCUCCGACACCAGCGCUGUGAUCCCUGGCCUUCGCCCCAACACUGAGUACACCAUCCAGGUCAUCCCCGUGCAGGGACGUACACCCCUACCAACACUGGUGGGAAAGCAAGCCACAAAAGGUCCCUUAGCCGGCAGAGUCGACCGCCCUACCGACCUCUCCUUCACUGACGUGGAUACGAGCUCUAUUAGUUUCACCUGGGGCGCUCCCACAGACCGUGUGACCAACUACAGGGUUUUGUACACCAGUCCAGUGGAGGGUGAACGUGAGCUGUACCCAGCACCUCGUGGCUCCGACACCAGCGCUGUGAUCCCUGGCCUUCGCCCCAACACUGAGUACACCAUCCAGGUCAUUCCUAUACAGGGACGUACACCCCUACCAACACUGGUGGGAAAGCAAGCAACAAGAGGCCCCACAGCCGGCAGUGGUGAGCACCCUACCGACCUCUCCUUCACUGACGUGGAAACGAACUCUAUUAGUUUCACCUGGGACGCUCCCACAGACCGUGUGACCAACUACAGGGUUUUGUACACCAGUCCAGAGGAGGGAGAACAUGAGCUGUACCCAGCACCUCGUGGCUCCGAAACCAGCGCUGUGAUCCCUGGCCUUCGCCCCAACACUGAGUACACCAUCCAGGUCAUUCCUAUACAGGGACGUACACCCCUACCAACACUGGUGGGAAAGCAAGCCACAAGAGGCCCCACAGCCUCUGGGCCGGUCCCUGCUCCCACAGUCAUGCAGUUCUCUGAGGUGGGCCCCACCUUCUUCACCAUCACCUGGAUCUCUCCCAGCAUUAGGCUGACCGGCUACCGCGUGGUGGUCAGUCCCAAGAACAACCUGGCCCCCUCCAAGGAGCUGAACGUGGCCCCUGACUCGAGUCGCGUCACCGUGCCAGGACUCAUGGUUGCCACCCCCUACAUUGUAUACGUAUACGCCCUGAAGGAUUCUUCCACCAGUCCACCCCUGACUGGAGAGGUCACCACCACAGACAACCUUAGCCCGCCCCGCCGGGUGAAGAUGUCUGAGGUGAGGGACGCCUCCAUCACGCUCACCUGGAGGGCUAAGAUUGAGCCGAUCACCGGCUUCCUCAUCGAAGCCAUCCCUGACGACCGCAGAUACCCCACCAUCAGCAAGAGUAUCCCCGAGGAGGCAAGAACGUUCACCUUAACAGGGCUCCAGCCUGGCACCGUCUACACCAUCAACAUGUACACCCUGAAUGGAAACUCCCGUAGUCCCCCAUUCACCCUCACUGUGUCCACACCUGCUCCAGCGGUUAAUGCUCCCACCGACCUCCAGUUCACCUCCACCACCCCCACCUCCAUCUCGUUCUCUUGGCGCCCCCCAACCACACGCAUCACAGGAUAUUACGUCACCUAUGAAGAGGCUGGGAGCAGGCCCCGUGAGGUCACCCCCAGACCACAUGCUGGCCAGAACUAUGCCACCAUUAAUGGGUUGAGACCAGGCACUGAGUACAUCAUCAGGAUUAUCGCACUCCAGAAUGGACAGAGAAGCUCACCACUGGUGGGCAAGACCACAACUCAAUUUGGCUCGCUUCCGCUGCCACUGCCACCCUCACGCCCUGACAACAAAGACGGACUGGACGUGCCCAACGUCGACGACAACAGUGUCCAGGUUGUGGGCACCAAUGGCCAGGACACGCUAGGGGGUCAGGGCACGAAUGUCGAGUACACCGAGUACAACCAGCCAAACCUGCCCUACCGGCCCCAGGUGCCCCAGAGGCCCCACCAGCCGCUGGUCUACAUCCCUAAGGCGGGGCCCGAUGGGGUCAGGGUGCCGGUUGUGCAGGUGAGUGAAGGUCCUGGCCACGGGCUUCCUUAUGGUUUUCCAGAGAACGACACAGGGCGACCCCAGGAGGCGCAGACGCAGACCGUCAUCACCUGGCAGCCGUUGCCGCAGAGCUCUGCCUACGAGGUGCACUGCGAGCCACUCACCCACCGCAACGAGAAAACCUUCCAGAUGAGUCUUCCGGGCACCUCUACAAGUGCUACCCUGAUCGGCCUGACCUCUGGGGCUUCCUACAACGUCAUUGUUGAGGCCUUGAAGGAUGCUCUUAGGCACAAGGUGUUUGAGGAGGUCGUCACAGCAGGCAACACUGUAUCUGAAGGGCUCCCGGCCAAUGGGGAUUCCUGCUACGACACCUUCACGGCCACCUCUCACAACGUGGGCGAGGAGUGGGAACGCAUGUCUGAGACUGGCUUCAAGCUCUGGUGCAGAUGCCUGGGUCUUGGCAGCGGGCACUUCAGAUGCGACUCUUCCAAAUGGUGCCAUGACAACGGCGCGAACUACCGGAUUGGUGAGAGGUGGGACCGACAGGCUGAGAAUGGUCACAUGAUGAGCUGCACCUGUCUAGGCAAUGGCAAGGGAGAAUUCAAGUGUGAACCACAUGAGUCUACCUGCUACGACGAUGGAAAGAUGUAUCACAUAGGCAACCAGUGGCAGAAAGAAUAUCUUGGAGCCAUCUGCACUUGCACAUGCCAUGGUGGACAACAGGGAUGGCGUUGUGAGAACUGCAUACGGCCUGGAGGAGAUGCCACCCUAGUCCACCCGGUUCGUGUGAACUCCCACAGCAGCUAUGGAGAUACAACUCUCAGCAGAGUGAACAUUCAGUGCCCCAUUGAGUGCCUCCGUCCUGACCUCCUCGCAGAUGCGAUCGCUCCAAAUAACCCCAACGAGUGAUCGCCGCUGCCUGAAGCGAUGUGUCGCAACCCCCUUGCACCCAAAGACCCGCCGUUUGCAGCGGUCCACCCGGCGGACAUCUUCCACCGAAUCCAGACGUGACGAAUGAGAUUGUAUUAACACACAUUAGUGCCUUAACACCCCCCCCC
Molecule: messenger RNA, 9550 nt
Organism: Clupea harengus (Atlantic herring)
Lineage: Eukaryota; Metazoa; Chordata; Actinopteri; Clupeiformes; Clupeidae
Gene: fn1b
Product: fibronectin 1b
Biological process (GO): cell-substrate junction assembly; cell-matrix adhesion; heart development
Cellular component (GO): extracellular region
Molecular function (GO): proteoglycan binding; integrin binding; extracellular matrix structural constituent
Source: RefSeq, a predicted model, not a curated record